Messenger RNA from Osmia bicornis bicornis, 1084 nucleotides. RefSeq lists its product as uncharacterized. The record is from RefSeq and is a predicted model, not a curated record. The transcript is spliced from 4 exons. NCBI's taxonomy places the organism in Eukaryota, Metazoa, Arthropoda, Insecta, Hymenoptera, Megachilidae. Bases 381 to 737 code for a protein of 118 amino acids.
UUAAACACGGAAUUCAAUACUCAUCCACGGAACUGUCGUUAGUUUCCGAACAAUUCGAUAACCAAACUAAAACUGUCAAAACGUCUAUCGACCGUAGAAUCAGGGCAACGAGGUUCAUUUAAUAGCGCAGCUGAAAAAGAAGAAACUCGUCGGCGUCCAGGAUCGAGGCAGGAAAAUGAAAGCAGCGAAGCUCUUCGUCGAUCUCCGUCCCUCGAACGAUCUUAAAAGUCAAUUUCAUUGGAAUUGACAGGUUCAUCGAGGGAGGACGAUCGCGCGGAUAGAUCCUCCAGCCCGUUCGUUUUCACGGGUUACAGAGGGUAAAGCUGGCGGCAGGAAGAGAAGCGCCACCCCAUCAUAUUGAUCGUAGCCGGCUGCUCAACAUGGCGCCGGGGGUGGCGUUCGCGAUCGGCCUGAUCCUCGUCGUCGAACACCUGCAGGAAGGCCCGGGAAGCCUCGCCAAGACCUUCACCUUCCCCGAGUAUCCGUACAAGGAGACUACCAAGAAUGAACUUCUCUUCAGGCAGUUCGAGCAGGCUUGCGAAGAAAGCGGCGCUUGCAAGAUGCUAUCGCCACAAAGAAGCGGAAUCGCCAAAACAAGAUGCAUUCGCGAAUGCGUGUCACCGUCCUGUUACAAAGAGAUCUACUUGUUCGACCAGUUAGAAGAAGGUGAGAUCGACGUGAGAUUGAACUCGUUCAAGGGUUGCUUCAUGCAGCGCAACGGGCGACCACGAAAGUAACAAAAACUAAGCCGAAAGAACGGCGGAAGCACGGAGGAGAGAGCAAUCGCAACGCCAUCGAAUCGCAGAAUCGUAUUCGAAAUUGCGACCGACGCACCGCACAAUCGCGUCUAACCAGUUCCAAAUGAAAAUUUUAGAGGUCAACAGCCAAGCUGGGGAAAAUUAGGGCGAGGAGAGCGAUCAAGCUAUUUAGCGAAACAACCAAAAAAAAAAAAAAAUGAAUGCUAUAUUUCAGGAUAUCACGCAGAAGCGCACGCGUUACACUCGGACGAAUUAAAUUCGUCCCGGAUAAUCUUUUUCUACUUUUUGUACGCACGUAUUACCAUGUUAAGCCGAUGUUACUAACA